Molecule: messenger RNA, 669 nt
Organism: Ustilago hordei
Lineage: Eukaryota; Fungi; Basidiomycota; Ustilaginomycetes; Ustilaginales; Ustilaginaceae
Product: putative UBC1 - E2 ubiquitin-conjugating enzyme
Exons: 5
Coding region: 1-669 (222 amino acids)
Biological process (GO): proteasome-mediated ubiquitin-dependent protein catabolic process; protein polyubiquitination
Cellular component (GO): nucleus
Molecular function (GO): protein binding; ubiquitin conjugating enzyme activity
Source: RefSeq, a predicted model, not a curated record
AUGGGAGACGCCCGCUUGAGACGGAUCAACAAGGAGAUCAACGACUGCAAGAAUGACAAGGUCUCUGGUAUCCAGGUGACAUUAAUAGAUGAAUCGCCAUUUCACCUUGUCGGGACCUUCCCAGGACCAGAGAACUCGCCAUACGAGAAGGGCACAUUUGAUGUGGACAUUGUCGUUCCCGAAGGAUACCCGUUUCAGCCUAUCAAGAUGAAGUUCAUCACCCGUGUCUACCACCCCAACAUCUCGUCGCAAUCCGGAGCCAUCUGCCUCGACAUCUUGAAAGACCAAUGGUCGCCUGUCCUCACGCUCAAAUCCACGCUCAUGUCCCUCCGAUCCUUGCUCUGCUCACCUGAGCCCAACGACCCGCAAGAUGCCGAAGUAGCGAAACACUAUCUUCGCGACAAAAACGACUUUGAAAAGACAGCACGUAACUGGACCGAGAUCUACGCCAACGGCUCCGAGUCCGCUCAACCGCCAUCGAAAGGACAGACUGACGACAAGGCGGACCCGAUCCUGCUGGCAGGGUUGAAGAAGGAGCACGUGGACCAAUUUGCCAAUAUGGGCUUCGAAAGCAACAAGGUUAUUGAGGUGCUCAAGAAGCUCAACUACCGUGGCGCCAACGUCCGCAACAUCACCGACGACACUGUCCUCAACGAGCUUCUCAAUUGA